Messenger RNA from Sorex fumeus (smoky shrew), 3482 nucleotides. It is a transcript of the gene MYBPC2, whose product is annotated as myosin binding protein C2. Gene Ontology annotation, molecular function: protein binding. The record is from RefSeq and is a predicted model, not a curated record. The transcript has 28 exons. The coding region runs from base 19 to 3456 and encodes 1145 amino acids. Lineage: Eukaryota; Metazoa; Chordata; Mammalia; Eulipotyphla; Soricidae.
CAGAGGGAAGAGGCGGACAUGCCCGCGGCAAAACCAGCGGCCAAAAAGGCCCCCCUCAAAGGCAAAGAUGCUGCCAAACCGGCUCCCAAGGAGGCGCCCCCCAAGGAAGAGCCCCCCAAAGAGGCUCCCGCAGAAGCCCCCAAAGAGGCCCCACCUGAGGACCAGUCUCCCAUCACUGAAGAACCUUCUGGAAUGUUUCUGAAGAAGCCAGACUCUGUGUCGGUGGAGACUGGGAAGGAUGUGGCGAUCUCAGCCAGAGUUAACGGGAAGGAGCUCCCGGGCAAACCCUCCAUCAAGUGGUUCAAGGGAAAGUGGCAGGAACUGGGCAGCAAGACCGGAGCCCGGUUCUCCGUGAAGGAGUCGCACGACGCUGCCAGCAACGUCUACACCGUGGAACUGCACAUUGGGAAGGUGGUGCUGGGGGACCGUGGGGAUUACCGCCUCGAGGUCAAAGCCAAGGAUGUCUGUGACAGCUGCAACUUCAGCAUUGAUGUGGAGGCUCACCGUGAGGACUCGGGGCCGGACCUGGAGAACUUCAAGCGAACGGGCGAAGGGAAGACAGAAGAUGCGGGUGAGCUGGAUUUCAGCAGCCUGUUGAAGAAGAGGGAGGUGGUGGAGGAAGAGAAGAAGAAGAAGAAGGAUGACGAUGACCUGGGCAUCCCGCCGGAGGUCCUGGAGCUCCUGAAAGGGGCCAAGAAGAGUGAGUAUGAGAAGAUCGCCUUUCAGUACGGCAUCACCGACCUCCGGGGCAUGCUCAAGAGACUCAAGAAGGCGAAGGUGGAGGUGAAGAAGAGUGCAGCCUUCACCAAGAAGCUGGAGCCGGCCUAUCAAGUGGACAGGGGCAACAAAGUCAAGCUGGUGGUGGAGAUCAGUGACCCGGACCUUCCCCUGAAGUGGUACAAGAACGGUCAGGAAAUCAAGCCCAGCAGCAAAUACGUGUUUGAGAAUGUUGGGAAGAAACGGAUCCUCACCAUCAACAAGUGCACGCUGGCUGAUGACUCUGCCUACGAGGUGGCCGUCAAUGACGAGAAGUGUUUCACCGAGCUCUUCGUCAAAGAACCUCCCAUCCUGAUUGUGACACCUCUGGAGGACCAGCAGGUGUUUGUGGGUGAUCGGGUAGAAAUGGUGGUCGAGGUAUCGGAAGAAGGGGCGCAGGUUAUGUGGAUGAAGGACGGUGUGGAGAUGACCCGGGAGGACUCAUAUAAGGCACGCUACCGCUUCAAGAAGGACGGGAAACGCCACAUUCUCAUCUACUCCGAUGUGUCCCUGGAAGACGGGGGCCGCUACCAGGUCAUAACCAAUGGUGGCCAGUGCGAGGCCGAACUCAUUGUGGAAGAGAAGCAGCUGGAGGUGCUGCAGGACAUCGCAGACCUGACCGUGAAGGCCUCGGACCAGGCCGUUUUCAAGUGUGAAGUGUCGGACGAGAAGGUGACGGGCAAGUGGUACAAGAAUGGCAUCGAGGUGCGGCCCAGCAAGAGGAUCACCAUGUCCCAUACAGGGAGGAUCCACAAACUGGUGAUCGAUGACGUCCGGCCUGAAGAUGAAGGCGACUACACCUUCGUGCCUGAUGGCUACGCCCUGUCCCUCUCAGCCAAGCUCAACUUCCUGGAAAUCAAGGUGGAGUACGUGCCCAAACAAGAGCCACCGAAGAUCCACCUGGACUGUUCAGGGAAGACCUCGGAAAAUUCGAUCGUGGUCGUGGCAGGCAACAAGUUGAGGCUGGAUGUGGCCAUCACAGGGGAGCCUCCUCCGGUCGCCACCUGGCUGAGGGGGGAUGAGGUGUUCACAGCCACCGAGGGCAGGACCCGUGUGGAGCAGAGGGUGGACACCAGCAGCUUUGUGAUUGAGAGCGCCGAGCGGAAGGAUGAGGGCCGCUACACGAUCAAGGUCGCCAACCCUGCUGGCGAGGAUGUGGCCUCCAUCUUCGUGCGUGUCGUGGACGUCCCAGACCCCCCAGAGGCCGUGCGUGUCACCUCUGUUGGCGAGGACUGGGCCAUCCUUGUAUGGGAGCCACCCAAGUAUGAUGGGGGACAGCCAGUGACAGGGUACCUCCUGGAGCGGAAGAAGAAGGGUUCACAGCGCUGGAUGAAGCUGAACUUUGAAGUGUUUACGGAGACGACCUACGAGUCCACCAAGAUGAUUGAGGGUGUCCUAUACGAGAUGCGGGUCUUCGCUGUCAAUGCUAUCGGGGUUUCCCAACCAAGCAUCAACAGCAAACCCUUCAUGCCCAUUGCACCCACAAGCGAACCACAGCACCUGACGGUGGAGGAUGUGACCGACACCACCACCACCCUCAAGUGGAGGCCCCCCGACAGGAUUGGGGCAGGCGGCAUCGAUGGGUACCUGGUGGAGUACUGUCUGGAGGACUCUGAGGAGUGGAUUCCUGCCAACACCCAGCCAGUGGAGCGCUGUGGCUUCACGGUCAAGAAUCUCCCGACGGGAGCCAGAAUCAUCUUCCGGGUGGUGGGAGUCAACAUCGCGGGGCGCAGCGAGCCCGCCACCCUGCCCCAGCCUGUCACCGUCCGGGAGAUUGUGGAGCAGCCCAAGAUUCGCCUCCCACGCCACCUCCGUCAGACCUACAUCCGCAAGGUUGGGGAGCCCAUCAACCUGGUUAUCCCUUUCCAGGGAAAGCCACGACCCCAAAUAGUGUGGACCAAGGGCGGAGCGCCCCUGGACUCGAGCCGCGUGAACGUGCGCACCAGCGACUUCGACACCAUCUUCUUCGUGCGCCAGGCGGCGCGCGGGGACUCGGGCGAGUACGAGCUGAGCGUGCAGAUCGAGAACAUGUGCGACACAGCCACCAUCCGCAUCCGCGUCGUGGAGAAGGCGGGACCUGCGGAGAAUGUGAUGGUGAAGGAGGUGUGGGGCACCAAUGCACUACUGGAGUGGCAGCCCCCCAAGGAUGAUGGCAACAGCGAGGUCACGGGCUACUUCGUGCAGAAAGCCGACAAGAAGACCAUGGAAUGGUUUAACCUCUAUGAGCACAACCGGCCCACGCGUUGCACUGUGUCGGACCUCAUCGUGGGCAACGAAUACUAUUUCCGCGUCUUCAGUGAGAACAUCUGCGGGCUUAGUGACACCCCAGGCGUCUCCAAGAACACGGCCCAGAUUCUGAAGACAGGUAUCACCCUCAAACCGCUUGACUACCAGGAGCACGACUUCCGGAUGCCCCCCAAAUUCCUGACACCUCUGCCAGACCGGGUGGUAGUGGCUGGUUACUCUGCUGCUCUCAACUGUGCCGUCAGGGGCCACCCGAAGCCCAAGGUGGUCUGGAUGAAGAACAAGAUGGAGAUCCGGGAAGACCCCAAGUUCCUGAUAACCAACCACCAGGGAGUGCUGACGCUGAACAUCCGGCGUCCCUGCCCAUUCGACUCAGGGACCUACUCGUGCCGCGCAGUGAAUGAGCUGGGCGAAGCGCUGGCCGAGUGCAGACUGGACGUCCGAGUUCCACAGUGAAGAGCCCACCGAGCCUUAACGAAGCC